UCAACGUUUUUACUUAUAUGGGGGGUUUGCAAAUGUAAAACGUUCGAUACUCAUGAAGGGGGCAUGUAAACACAGCAGAUUUUUUGAAUAUUGAUUAAUCGGGCAGUGAAUUUUCUGCUCUAUCAAUGGUCGAACAGCGGUUCGAAAUAUUUAUUAACUGCUGUCAGGAGAUUGCAGCAGGCCAGUGAAAAAUUGUUCAUAAAAUAGAGUGCUAGUGAAAUUGAAAAAAGCAAAUAUUUACGAAAAAGUGUGGUUUUGGGAAUAAGGGAAGCUGGAAAGUUAAAUUACUUGGAAGAAUCAUGAGUGCAGAAGCAGAACUACGCCGGAGAAACAUCGGCGACGGAGAUUCCUUGGGGGAAUCUCAGCUGAAAUCGGAUGAUAUUAGCAAGCAGGCUCCGCAGGAAUCGACCACAGCAGAAAGUUCAGAUCAUAUUGACUCCGAAGAAGAAAAACUUCCCGAGGAAAAAUAUGUCGAGGAGCUGGCCAAAUCCCUGCCCCAAGGAACCGACAAAACGCCGGAAGUACUCGGCCAGGCUCUUUCCGGACUACCGGAUAGAUGGCGAAACUGGGUGAUACGAGGAAUUUUCACCUUCAUCAUGAUCAGCGGAUUUGGUCUCAUCAUUUAUGGAGGACCUUUGGCUUUAAUGAUCACGGCUCUAGCUGUCCAGGUGAAAUGCUUCGAAGAAAUCAUCUCAAUCGGAUAUUCGGUCUAUCGGAUUCACGGCCUGCCCUGGUUCCGCAGUCUCUCCUGGUACUUCCUGGUCACGUCCAACUAUUUCUUCUACGGGGAGAAUUUGGUUGACUACUUUGGUGUCGCUGUUAAUCGAGUGGACUCACUUCGAUUCCUGGUCAAGUAUCAUCGGUUCCUCUCGUUCUGCCUGUACUGCAUUGGAUUUGUCUGGUUUGUGUUGUCGCUGGUCAAGAGGUACUACAUGAAGCAGUUCAGCCUGUUUGCCUGGACCCACGUGGCCCUGCUGAUUGUUGUUACCCAGAGCUAUUUGAUCAUUCAAAACAUCUUCAAUGGACUGAUCUGGUUCAUUGUGCCGGUAUCGAUGAUAGUCUGCAACGACGUGAUGGCUUACAUGUUUGGAUUCUUCUUCGGGCGAACUCCGUUGAUCAAGCUGAGUCCCAAGAAGACCUGGGAGGGUUUCAUUGGCGGGGGUUUCGCUACGGUCCUUUUCGGUCUGGUCUUUUCCUACUAUUUGUGUCAGUUUCAGUAUUUCGUGUGCCCGAUCGAGUAUUCCGAGAGCCAGGGCCGGAUGACAAUCGAAUGUGAACCGAGCUAUCUGUUCACACCCAAAGAGUAUCAGAUUCAGCUGCUUGGAUCAAUCAAGUCGUUUACCAUGUACCCAUUCAUGCUGCAUUCGCUUUCUUUGAGUAUCUUCAGCUCAGUCAUUGGACCUUUCGGAGGAUUCUUCGCAUCUGGAUUCAAGCGAGCAUUCAAGAUCAAGGACUUUGGUGACAUGAUUCCCGGCCAUGGAGGUAUUAUGGACCGUUUCGACUGCCAGUUUCUGAUGGCAACCUUCGUUAAUGUGUACAUUUCAAGCUUUAUCCGUAUGACAUCACCCCAGAGGCUCUUGAAUUUGGUUUACACACUUAAACCAGAACAGCAGCUACAGCUGUUCAAUCAGCUUAAGGAAAGUCUCGAGGAGCGAAAUAUAAUCAACUUGAAUUAAGAAGUUGUAUUGUCGCAAUAUUUUGAGCGGGGUUUCCACUACGACAAAAAUCUAGGAAAUCUCCGCCCCUAACUUUGAGGAUGAUGGUAGAACCGUACUGAAAUGAAUAUUUAUACCUACUUAUAAGUUACAUGAACUGACUCAAAAGAACAAAUCACACUCUGUCACAUAUACAAAGUUGUAGCUGCGGAAGCAACAUUUCAGUCGAAAAGUCACACCCCAUACGUGUUUGUUACAGAAAGCUCAUCGAGAGUCCAUACGGGCACAAUUAUUUUUGUUUUGUUAAUUUUAGUUUUUUGUUGUCACAAAAAAAAUGCAUGCCGACAUUUUUGGAACAAGUUUAUGUUUUAUGAAUUUUUACCAAUCGAUAAGAUAUGGCUUGAAAUUUUUAUAAAUAUUUUAGAGAAUAAAUCCGACAGAGCUUUUCCGUCUUCGAUGGAAUAAUCGGGCUCGAAUGGUAAAGAUUCGGUUAUGUUAGAAAGUGAAUCAAACACAAUUGGUUAGCUAGUAGAAAUAGAAAUUAUUCACAAUAUAGUUGAAACCCGUAAAAAGAGAACCCUUUGAACCGUCGUUGAUAUUUGCAAGCAAAUUCUAUGAAUAUAUCUAUAAUACAUCAAAUACUAGUACUAUUCAUUAUGUUUUUGACGAAUCAGAAGUUAGGCGAAAAAAAUCGACUACAUCGACAAUGAUCCCAGCGCUUUUUAUUUACAUUCCGUUGCAGAUGAGAUAAACUUUUGCAGCAAAUGCUUGUGUUAUUCUUUGAGCUUUAGUUUAGGGUAUUCAACUGAAAUCUAAAGAAUACAGCAAUGUGACAGUCUAGAGAGAGGUUUCGUUAAAUUGUUAGUUGUAAUGAUGUAAACAUUUUUUUUACGAGAGAAAUUGCGAAUGAUUUCCAUUAGCUCCAUUACCUUUUGAUUGUGAUUAGGAACUGUUUAAGUCUCGUCAUGUUCACCAAUUAUAGAAACAAGUGCAAUUUUCGAAGUUGAUUUCCUUCGUUACCUUACUUUGUACUGUAAAUCACGUUGCGCCAAAAAUAGCUAUAGUUUAUGAAAAAAGCUUACCUACUCUACUUGGUUUGGACUGUUUCAAGGGUGUUAUCGAUUCUAUUGGUUCUAUUCUAUUUUCCGUAACUGGUAUCAGUUCUAUUUUCGUAGACAUUAUUUUUGUUUGUAGUUUUAAUGAUAUAGGUAUAUAGUUUGUUAUUCACCUUAGAUUAAAACGUCUUCAACUGUCGACUGACCUUCCCUCUGUUAUGAAAAUGCUCCAAAAAUUUCACCCAAUGCAUCAUCAUUAAGCGAGAAUAAUUUAGCAAAAUCAGUGUAAAGUCAUUAACUGGUAAGCUCUAGUUUAAUUUCCGAUUAAUUUCGAGUGAGGUACACAUUCUUCUUCUCCAUUUAAAAGAGUCGAUUGUGGUCAUCGAUUUCACACAAAAUAUAAAUGAUACUUAUAGGCAACAUAUAACAAACCUCAGUGUAUUUUUUCCAGGUUCAAUCUAUGAAUGUUUAUUCUGGCAGUUUGACAAAUUAAAACAAUCUUUGAUAAAGCAACUGUUCGGAAGCUUUCCGAAUAAGAUAUUGAGAAACCCAUAAUCAUGAUAGAUUUGUAAGCAAAAUGUACGAUCCGAUAAAGAAAAAAAAAACGAUAACUCCAAUUGCAUGGAAUGAAAAAGUAUCUUCUGGUUAAAGAAAUCUGUAGUAGCAGUCGAUCUUUUAGGUUUAGGAACCGGUAGUAAUGUGUGGUAUAUGGUGACUGUAUCGUUUCAUUUAACAAGGUAAAAAGGACUUAACAACAUCUAAACGCGGUUGUUGCCGGAGCCAAAACGAAACUUGCAAACAGCGAGAGGCAGACAGUAGAGGAUGAUUUCAGCAAACGCAUUGACCGCGUUCAAGAAUGCCGGUAUUAUUAGUAACAAUCGUAACUUAUACGAACCACAGAAGGAAACUUUGAUGUCUGUUAGUGGUGGAAUCAUUUACGAAACAGAAUAUAAAUUAUUAUAAAUCAAGAUCUAGUUGAAAUAAAUAGAGCUCCCUUUAUGUAACUGUGUAA
Uranotaenia lowii is the source of this 3722-nucleotide messenger RNA. RefSeq names its product phosphatidate cytidylyltransferase, photoreceptor-specific (gene Cds). Gene Ontology annotation, cellular component: endoplasmic reticulum membrane. The transcript is spliced from 9 exons. The coding region runs from base 300 to 1676 and encodes 458 amino acids. The record is from RefSeq and is a predicted model, not a curated record. Gene Ontology annotation, molecular function: phosphatidate cytidylyltransferase activity. Lineage: Eukaryota; Metazoa; Arthropoda; Insecta; Diptera; Culicidae.